GGUUGUGUCGAGACCAUAUACUUGUGUACGUGCUGUUCUGUGCAACAAUGUUGCAUUAGGGCGAUUCUGGAAACAAGUUAACGUUUUUUCAUUUAACUAAACAGUCGUGUCUGGAUUCCAACACAUGCAAGUUACUUGAUGAAAAGAAAAAUGCUCACCGAUACUUGCAAUCCGUAAAUUACUGUCAGAAUUUUUUUUUUCUGCCAGUAAACCAACCUAUCAUCGUUCUGCCAUUCUUUGGCACUUUUCAGCAUCUUACAAUGAGGUUAACCACGUUUCUUUUGAAAAACACAACGCCAAAGAUUGAAUAUUAUUCCAAGUUUUCACCGUCUCCUCUUUCCAUCAAACAGUUUUUGGAAUUUGGGAGGGAUAAUGCUUGUGAGAAAACCUCGUACAUGUUCCUGCGGAAGGAGCUGCCGGUCCGACUGGCCAACACCAUGAGAGAGGUCAACCUGCUGCCGGACAAGCUGGUCAGCCAGCCCUCGGUCAAACUGGUACAGAAAUGGUACAUGCAAAGCUUCCUGGAGCUGUUGGAUUAUGAAAACAGGAAGCCCGAGGACCCUCUCGCCCUGCAUGAUUUUUUGGAGAUCCUCAUCGAGAUCCGGAACAGGCACAACGACGUGGUUCCCACCAUGGCCCAGGGAGUGAUCGAGUACAAGGACAAGUUCGGCUUCGAUCCGUUUGUCAGCAGCAACAUUCAGUAUUUCCUGGAUCGUUUCUACACCAACCGGAUCUCCUUCCGGAUGCUCAUCAACCAGCAUACCCUCCUGUUCGGGAACGACACGAACCCCGCUCACCCCAAACACAUCGGCAGCAUCGACCCAACCUGCAAUGUGGCGGAUGUAGUCAAAGAUGCCUAUGAAACUGCCAAGAUGCUGUGUGAACAAUACUAUCUUACAUCCCCUGAACUUAAAAUAGAAGAGUUUAAUGCCAAGGCCCCUGGGACGCCCAUCCAGGCGGUGUAUGUGCCCUCCCAUCUCUUCCACAUGCUCUUCGAACUCUUCAAGAACUCCAUGAGGGCCACAGUGGAGACGCAUGAGCACUGUAAGGAGGGACUCCCCCCUGUGAAGACUAAAGUUACUCUGGGAAAGGAGGAUCUCUCCAUCAAGAUCAGUGAUCGAGGAGGAGGAGUCCCGCUGAGGAAGAUCGACCGCCUCUUCAACUACAUGUACUCCACGGCACCCACCCCCAGCUUGGAGCCCGGCGCCCGAGUGGUCCCUCUGGCUGGCUUUGGCUAUGGCUUACCGAUAUCCAGACUGUAUGCACGCUACUUUCAAGGGGACCUGAAGCUGUACUCCAUGGAGGGAGUGGGAACCGAUGCUGUCAUUUACCUUAAGGCCCUGUCCAGCGAGUCGUUUGAGCGCCUGCCCGUCUUCAACAAGUCCGCCUGGCGUCACUACCAAAUGGGCCCAGGGGCGGACGAUUGGAGCAACCCCAGCAGAGAACCACGAGAUGCCUCCAAGUUCAAGGCCAAAAGAUAACUCUCCUUCCCUGCCCACCCCUUUCCCAACUCCAUGCAAACACUCCACACUCUUCCUCCCCCUGCUCUCACUUCCUGUUAGCUUAGUUUCAGCUGCUAUAGCAAUUCGUCAACCAACCAACCUGCACUCCAGCAGUCCUUCCUGGUGUGUCUGAGAGUAGUAGUGAUCCCCAGAUCUCUCGCCCACUGCAGUUGCUUUCCUGAUGAUGUAGACGGUACAUCGGCUUCCUCAUACCUGAUUGUCCAGCAUGAGACAAUGGUUACGCCGCCCCCUAGUGGUCUUCUCCCAGUACAGCAAAAGGGAAAGCCGCCAUUGUGUGCCAGGGAUGAGAGGGCAUGGGGUCUCUGUUCGUGGUGCCGCAUAAUGGGGCUCCUGUUUGACUCUCCACCCCCCAACCCCCACCCCCCUGAGAAAGUAGGUUGGUGUUUCAGCUGAGAGCAACAAAAGGACGUUUCAGUGGAAGCUGAAAUGUCCAGUCACCCGUUACCUUGACGACCAGUCCUAGGCCCAGUGAUUGCUCACAGCUAGCUAGCUCACAGUUGAGGGACCCCAGAUGAAUACAAGAGAGAAAAGAACACAUACCUUAAAGUGUACUUAGGUACCAUGGGAACAAACAUUCUGAAAGAAACAACGUAACAUUAAUAUAUAUAUAGAAAUGAUUUUUUUUGUAUUUUAAAAGAGGUCUGGUUAGUUAGAGCAUGUGUGUUUAUUCUGAUGUGAUUAAAUUAAGAAUUUAAAGGACAUCAAAUGUCUAAACUUUAAAAGUAGUUACAGAGGAUUGCACUAAAUCAUGUAACAGGUCAAUUUAAAAAACGAGGGAGCAGAUUUUUGCAGUGCAGGGAAGAAAACGAUUUCUUUGAAUGCAGAAAAUUAGACCGGUAUGCACCUGUCAUGAGCAAUACUGACCCCCGUGCACCCUGUGUUGAAGGCAGGGACGCAACAAGAGUGAAAACUAAGGACCUACGGAACAAUGCAAGUCAUGCUUUCAACUCUCCACUCACCACCCCUCCCAUGGGGCAGUUCUCCAGCUUUCUGCUCUUUUCAGUCAUUACAGGGUUUUUUGGAGUUGGAGCAAUGAACAGAAUUCUUGGGAAUAUCCUUUUCACUUCAUUAUUUUUAAAUACUAAAGGUUGUUUUGGGGCUUUUUUUUUUGUCCUUUUUAUGUGUAACUGGAUCAAUUCAUGUUUUUCUUUUGUUGUUGUGUACAUUUUUCUUCAAUGUCCAACACACAAUGUUUUUUUCUGUCAGACUUCUUAUUUAUGGAAGGGGAGAUUAGUUUAUUGAAAUGAUUUUAAAUUUUUGUUAUUGUCAUAUUUGUGUUUCAUAUGCCGGCCAGUGGUUACUUAGAGAUUUAGAAUGUGGGCUGGUGAAAAAGUGAGGUUUUCUACCCACAGUGCAUCACUGCCCAGGGGUCGUGUCUAACACUAGCAAUCAAAGAUUCUAGAGCGCUCUGUUCUAGAAUCUUUGCUAGCAACCCUUUGAAACGGAUCUGGGCAGAAGUCCAUUUCGUUGUCAUUCCAGUUAUUCCGAGUGUAACCAGUUAUUCCGAUAAUAUCUGAGUGUUCUGUGUAUCUCAGCAGGAGGUGCCUUCUUCCUUCAAAGCGUGAUUCUGGACCAGCUCUGGCACUGGUUCUGACUUUGCACCACACUGGGCCCAGUUCUGGCCCAGAAUCAGCGGUCUCCUAGGUGACCCUCCCGUGUGUGUGCAGCCUCCUUAGCCGAAGGCUUCAAAGGAACAUACGUUUUUUGGAACGUUAGCUUAUUAGCCGUCUACCCCAGAGUUAUACAUGCCCUCCUCUUCUCUGUGCGUGCAAUGGAAUGGGUUAAACCAGUUAAAGCUAAAAGGAAGCUACAGGCUUAGGCUAACUGGUCUAACCCACUACCAGUGAAUUAUGCUAAGCUAACUGGUCUAGUCCACUACCAGUGAAUUAUGCUAAGCUAGGCUAACAGUGUCAGCCUGGGUUCUUGCAGAGACAGAGAAGAGAAGGCCAGAGACGGAGUUCCCACCUGUAUGUUCCAAGCUCAUGUUGUCAAGAGAACUAUAUUAUUAGGUGAGGAUUAGUAUAUCUGAAAAUAUGUGAAUAGGAUAAUAUAUACAAGAUUUCUUUAUUUGUAAAUUGUCAUCUCUGACUGGUAGAGAUGCCAAUCAAGCACUUUGUUUGCCAUGGAUCCCGUUGCGUGUAAGAAAUUUUUUUGUAUCACACACACACACACACACACACACACACUGAGAAGGUACAGUAUGAAAGAGUGUGUUCCCACUUCCUCAUUGUUAUUGUAGGCUUGGCUGCAGGCAUGGCCGACAUUACAACUAUACUUUGGUAUAGUUGGUGGGUGUGUGUGUGUGUGUGCUGUAGACCUUUUCAUACGUGUACCUCUAUAUAGCCUUGCAGUCUAAGCAUGGCAUAAUGUCUGCCCAUCAUCACAAAUACAGACACACACAGACAGUUCAAAACCUUUGUGGUAUUAAAUGGUUGAAUGGCAAAACCAUUGUACUCUAUUAGCUGUCAUUAAAUCAAACCUCUAUUAAAGAAUUCCACUAUUGAAACCA
Alosa alosa (allis shad) is the source of this 4032-nucleotide messenger RNA. It is a transcript of the gene pdk3a, whose product is annotated as pyruvate dehydrogenase kinase, isozyme 3a. Gene Ontology annotation, biological process: regulation of glucose metabolic process; protein phosphorylation. Gene Ontology annotation, molecular function: pyruvate dehydrogenase (acetyl-transferring) kinase activity. Bases 261 to 1481 code for a protein of 406 amino acids. Gene Ontology annotation, cellular component: mitochondrion. The record is from RefSeq and is a predicted model, not a curated record. The transcript is spliced from 10 exons. Lineage: Eukaryota; Metazoa; Chordata; Actinopteri; Clupeiformes; Clupeidae.